Messenger RNA from Tetrahymena thermophila SB210, 441 nucleotides. RefSeq lists its product as hypothetical. NCBI's taxonomy places the organism in Eukaryota, Ciliophora, Oligohymenophorea, Hymenostomatida, Tetrahymenidae. The record is from RefSeq and is a predicted model, not a curated record. The transcript has a single exon.
AUGUAAUUGUGUACACAAGUCAUACAUUUUAGCAGCUCAACCAUCAUUUUAGGAAAUAGCUUAUCUUUGAAGAAUAUAUCUUAAUCAUCUUUUUUUUUCAUUAGAAAUAAUGUAAAGAGGAUUAUGCAAAGAAAUGAUAUAAAUAGAUUAUAUGAUAGCUAAAUAAAUGUAAAAAUUAAAUGUGUUGAUAAAUUCUCUUAUAAAAUCGUUUCGUAGAUAGUUUUAGACAAAUCUUAAGCAUCUCUAUUAUAAUUUGCUUAGUCACUUUCAGAUUAAUAUUUUGCAAUUAUAAAUAUGAACUCAAUAAGUCUAUUAAAUAUCAUUAAAGCCAUAGCUAAAAUUUUAGAUUUGCAAUGGGGACUUAGAAACUAUGAAGCUAUUUUAUAAUAGAAUUAUUAAUAAUUAUAUUAUAUGAAAUUAUCCAUUUCUUAGAGUUAUUGA